This is a messenger RNA of Cryptococcus wingfieldii CBS 7118, 1176 nucleotides long. RefSeq names its product septin. Gene Ontology annotation, biological process: cytoskeleton-dependent cytokinesis. Gene Ontology annotation, cellular component: cytosol; septin ring; cell division site. The transcript is spliced from 8 exons. Bases 1 to 1176 code for a protein of 391 amino acids. Lineage: Eukaryota; Fungi; Basidiomycota; Tremellomycetes; Tremellales; Cryptococcaceae. Gene Ontology annotation, molecular function: molecular adaptor activity; GTPase activity; GTP binding. The record is from RefSeq and is a predicted model, not a curated record.
AUGUCCAGGCCGAGCAGAGGAAGAAAGCAAGCCAAGAAGGGUGUCCAACUCACCAUUAUGGUUGUUGGUGCAUCCGGAACUGGGCGAACGACCUUUGUCAACACCCUCGUCGAGUCUGUCCUCCUCGAGCACAGUACCGCUUCCCUCCUUUCCAAUCCCGAGGACCUUCACUCUCCUCUCGACCUCAAUCAGGUCAAGCAGAUUGCUGCCGAGGCUCACGUUGAGCAGCCUAUACGCAUCAAGCCUGUAAAUGUCGAGCUUGAGGAGGAAGAUGGUGUCAGGAUUGCGUUGACCGUUGUGGACACCCCCGGUUUUGGCGACGGCAUCGAUAACGAAUACUGCUUCCAAGAGAUCUCGACUUAUCUCGAGCGACAAUACGACGAUAUCCUCGCCGAAGAAUCGAGGAUCAAACGUAACCCUCGUUUCAGGGACAACCGAGUUCACGCUCUGCUCUAUUUCAUCCCUCCCACUGGCCACGCUCUCCGAGAAUUGGACAUUGAGCUCAUGCGCCGACUUUCUCCUCGAGUCAACGUUAUCCCCGUCAUUGGCAAGUCCGACUCUCUGACCCCCACCGAGUUGAGGGCUUUCAAGAAACGCAUAAUGGAGGACAUUGAGUACUACGGGAUUCCGGUCUACAACUUCCCAUACGACGCCGAAGAGGACGACGAGGAGACUAUCUCCGACAACUCGGCUCUCCGCGCCCUUCUGCCGUUCGCUAUCGUCGGCUCCGAGGAAGAAAUCUUGAUUGACGGAGAGCCUGUGAGAGGAAGAAGGUAUCCUUGGGGUAUCGUGGAGGUUGACAACCCCGAUCAUUCCGACUUUGAGCGAUUGAGGAAUGCUUUGCUUGUUACCCACUUGACAGACCUGAAAGAGAUUACCCACGACUUCCUUUACGAGAACUAUCGUACAGAGAAGCUCUCUCGUGGUGCUGGUGGUGGCGGUAAUGACGCCGACUCCUCCUUCCAGCCCGAGGACAUGGCCAACCGAUCUGUCCGUCUUAAGGAAGAGCAGCUUCGACGUGAAGAGGAAAAGCUUCGUGAGAUUGAGCUCAAGGUGCAGAGGGAGAUCCAGAUCAAGCGACAAGAGUUACUGGCCAAGGAGGACAGUCUGAAGGUGCUCGAAGCGAGACUGGCUGCUCAAGGUUCUCACUCGCGUGAGGGUACUCCCAACUACUAA